Charadrius vociferus (killdeer) is the source of this 1365-nucleotide messenger RNA. It is a transcript of the gene TRAM2, whose product is annotated as translocation associated membrane protein 2. The record is from RefSeq and is a predicted model, not a curated record. The transcript has 12 exons. Gene Ontology annotation, biological process: protein insertion into ER membrane; SRP-dependent cotranslational protein targeting to membrane, translocation. Bases 1 to 1365 code for a protein of 454 amino acids. NCBI's taxonomy places the organism in Eukaryota, Metazoa, Chordata, Aves, Charadriiformes, Charadriidae. Gene Ontology annotation, cellular component: endoplasmic reticulum membrane.
AUGCAGCUCGUCUCCAUCAGCGUUCGAUGGGCACAGGAUUUUUUGGGGCUGGUUGUGUAUGAGGCCGGGCGCUUGCGAAGCAUUAGAGGGGUGGCUGAGGAGCCAUCGGAAAGGGACCAGCCUGUGAUGCUGGACAUGCGGCUGGGAUCUCGUGUGUGGCCAGCACAAGGUUCAGCUCUUUUGCCAAAGCUGCUUUUUGCCCUGCCCCGUGGGACACUCCUGAGCACCUGCCUGGUCUCUAAAUGGGUCUGGCCUCACCGGUCCCAUGGCUGCUGUUACUGGAAGAGUAUCCGCAAAGAUGCGGGGGCUAAAUCCAUCCGUAGCCCAUGGGGCUUUGAAGCUACUGAGCUUCCUCAGGUUACAGCCAAGACUGCCUUCCUGUUUAUCUUACCUCAGUACAACGUUAGCGUGCCUACAGCAGAUGGGGAGCUGGUCCAGUAUCACUACGGGCUGAAGGAUCUGGUCACCAUUCUCUUCUACAUCUUCAUUGCCAUCAUCCUGCAUGCGGUGGUGCAGGAGUAUGCUCUGGACAAAAUCAAUAGGCGUCUCCAUCUCUCCAAGGUCAAACACAGCAAGUUCAAUGAAUCAGGACAGCUGGUUGCCUUCCACCUCACCUCCAUGGUUUGGUGCUUGUACGUCGUGGUGACGGAAGGAUACAUAUCAAACCCCCGGAGUCUGUGGGAAAACUACCCGCAUGUUUAUCUUCCGUUCCAGGUGAAGUUUUUCUACUUGUGCCAGCUGGCAUACUGGCUGCACGCCCUGCCGGAGCUCUACUUCCAAAAAGUUCGCAAGGAGGAGAUUCCCCGCCAGCUGCGGUGCAUCGCGCUCUACCUGGUACACAUCGCCGGCGCGUACCUCCUCAACUUAACCCGCUUGGGGCUGAUUCUCUUGCUGUUGCAGUACUUAGCCGAAUUCUUCUUCCACAUGGCCCGGCUGGUUUACUUCACUGAUGAGAACAACGAGAAGCUGUUUAACGUGUGGGCUGUCGUGUUCGUGGUCACCAGGCUCUUCACCCUCACCUUGUACAUCCUGGUCAUCGGUUUUGGGCUGCCACGGGUGGAGAACCAGGCCCUUGACCCCGAGAGAGGGAACUUCUUCAGCUUUCUCUUCAACAAUAUCCUCUUCAGAAUGAGUGUGCUGCUGUUGGUGUGCCUCUUCCAGGCCUCGGUGAUGUGGCGCUUCAUCCACUUCCAGCUGCGGCGCUGGCGGGAGUACUGGAACGAGCAGAGCAGUCGGAAGCGAGCCGCUGCCAGCGCCCAGCAGCAAGCCAAGCCGCUCAAGAGAUCCCCAGGUUACCAUGAAAAUGGAGUGGUGAAAGCGGAGAAUGGCACCUCGCCGCGAACCAAGAAGCUGAAAUCACCAUAG